Exophiala aquamarina CBS 119918 is the source of this 2580-nucleotide messenger RNA. RefSeq lists its product as uncharacterized. The record is from RefSeq and is a predicted model, not a curated record. The coding region runs from base 1 to 2580 and encodes 859 amino acids. Lineage: Eukaryota; Fungi; Ascomycota; Eurotiomycetes; Chaetothyriales; Herpotrichiellaceae. Gene Ontology annotation, molecular function: DNA-binding transcription factor activity, RNA polymerase II-specific; zinc ion binding; DNA binding. Gene Ontology annotation, biological process: regulation of DNA-templated transcription; DNA-templated transcription. The transcript has 4 exons.
AUGCCUGGCAUUCUACCGAUGAAGAUGAUUCGGGUGGGCAGUGCCACCCAGAGUCGCAUCGCGCAGGCCUGCGAUAGGUGCAGAAGCAAGAAGAUCCGAUGUGACGGCGUACGGCCAACCUGCACACAAUGCUCCAACGUGGGCUUCGAGUGCAAAACCAGCGACAAGUUGAGCCGAAGAGCCUUUCCACGCGGUUAUACCGAGUCCCUAGAAGACCGAGUCCGAGGUCUUGAAGCUGAAGUAAGAGAGCUGAAGGACUUGUUAGACGAAAAGGACGAGAAGAUCGACAUGCUUUCUCGAAUUCACAGUUUCUCUCCCCCGUCCAGGAAGUGUUCGACUUCACUGUCCCCGGCACAUGCUGCUCAGGUCAAGGCUGAGGUCGAGUCUUCUCACGAUGAAGUUCUUCAUGUCGAAAUCCCCGUUCCAGUGUCACCAAAGGCCACCUCUACUGGAUCUUCCACCACAUCAGCCUUUAUCGAAGCCUUUGACCAAAACGUCCAUGAUGCCGGUCGACAAGUGACCGGCGUUUCAUCCUCAGGAAUACAUAAGGCUAUUCAGCCUUCUAAACCUACCAUCAAUGCAAAGAUGCCCCCCAGAAUCUUAUCAGAUCAAUAUAUCAAUCUUUUCUUCCAAGAAUGGCAGCCUUUGCUACCAGUGCUCCAUCGCCCGACUUUCCUUAGAGUAUACGAACAAUAUAUUGCCAACCCGGAUUCCGGAAAUUGGCAAAACAACAAGCAGGCAUUGGCUCAAUUGUUCCUCAUCUUCGACAUUUCAGCCCUUUCGUCUAUGACUACCCCCAAGAAGAGCACUCCAUCCUAUGAAAGCCAAUGGCGAAAAGCGUUGUAUUCAACUUCAUCCAACGCAUCUCUGUCAACCCUUCAAUGCCAUGUGCUGGCUCAAGUAUGCUAUCUGUUGCGAGCCGAUUAUACUCAUCUUGCGCGCCAUCGGGGUAUCGCUGUUACCAUGUGCCACGAAUUGGGUCUCCACCAAGACCAGAAGUACCACAAUCUGUCGGUCCUCGAAGCUGAGACGAAGAAGAAAGUCUUCUGGUCGCAAUACGCUCUUGAUAAAUUCACUUCUGCCGCCACUGGCACUCCGAUGCUACUUCGUGACGUUGACAUUACAACAGAGUUCCCCGCUGAUGUCGAUGAUGAAAACCUCAGCUCGCAAGGCAUUUCACCUACUCUUCCUGGCGAGUUGACCAAGAUCUCUAGCGCUCUUGCCCUUUUCCGUGUUUCCAAAAUCAUGUCCCAGGUCCUCGAGUCGCUCUAUCCCGCGAAGUCCAGUUAUCAACUAUCUCUCACCAAGCUGCACUCCUUGUCUGAUGAGCUUGACCAGUGGUCUGAAGAACUCCCUAAGCACCUUCGCCUGCGAUUCUGUAACGAUAAGCCAGCAACACAUAUGAUUAGCUGCAGAUCACCGUUAUUGUCCAUCGCAUAUUUCUAUACCCGAAGCUUGAUUCAUCGACCCUUGCUCUGUCAUGGAUCCGGUAGCGCUGCCUCCGCCGCCGGUAUCGUCCUGGCGGCUGCUGGAAAGCAUAUUCUGCAAAUCCUCGAUCUCCUCGUCGAAAGGCGUAUGAAUUACACAUUCCCAAUGAACAAGACCGAUCUUUUACUCAAUUCCGGAUUCUCCAUCAUGUGGCAAUCACUUGAUUUGGAAGAUGACAGCAAGCUGGUCAAGGAUAACCAAAAGUCUUUGGCGCUGCUGUUGAUUUUGUUGAACACUGAAAAUCAGGCUGCGGCUAUCGAGUGGCGAAAGAUGGCGCAGUGCUUCAUUACCCUCGAGGGACAUCCGAUGCCCUCACCUGCAGUUUCUCCAGCGACCAUCUCAUCGUCACGCGCAAGCCCCACGAUGGCAGCACCCAAUGAUACCAAGUCCAAAUCAACCCGAAAGCAACUUCAAGCAAUUGCGUCGAAAUGGUCUUCAUUCAGCAAUAAGGCUAAGCCUGAGGAUGUGCCCAGACGAGCAACUGUACCACAGACCAACUCCGCGACCCGAAGCCCAGCACACCGCGCGAGUAGCACAGUGAGCCUGUCAUCAACGCGAUCAGCUCCAAUCCUACCGAUGAACACUGCUGAUACCAACCAAUUGACAACCACACAUUCUGUUGAUACUUCAGGUAUCAACCUCGAUUACUUGCCUCUUGGCGAUGAAUUUGGCGACUCACAAACAAGGACGUCUUCAAGCACGAUGCUUCCCCCUCGAAAGCAACAGACACCAACGCUUGUGGAUGCUAGCUGGGAUCAACUUCUCAACAAUUUUGAUGGAACUCAGCAGGGUACUAUCUAUCCUGACAUGACCGUUGGCGGACAGGCACUCUAUCAAACGACCAGCAAUGAAUGGGUUCCAGAUGCUUGGCAUCUUUCGCCUUUGGAAUUGAACGCAAAAGGCAAUGUGCCACAGAGUCUACUCAGCUUCUCAGAGGAAUCGCUGACCAGUGGCGACGAUUUUCUGUUCUCGGCACCUCCCAGUAAUAACGGUUCUACGGCCCCUGGUGAAAACAUUGAUAUCGCAGAUAGAUAUCGAGGCAUCACGAUUCCUGUGGAUGACGAAUUCGACUUCCACGAGGUGGAAGCAUGA